Molecule: messenger RNA, 1943 nt
Organism: Linum trigynum
Lineage: Eukaryota; Viridiplantae; Streptophyta; Magnoliopsida; Malpighiales; Linaceae
Source: the annotation of a GenBank genome assembly
CUAGACUCCUAGUCUUUAGGUUUGAACUUUGAACCGCAGACCGUAUAGUUAGUUGUAGUAUUUUAGAGAAAAAAAACCGAAAUAACUGCCCAAGUGCCCAUUCCCAUUACCUAGUCUCGCCCAAGCCUCACACCAGCACUAGCUCACGGUGAACCAGCAAAACCACUGGCGCUCGCUCUUCGCACCAUUUCACCAUCUCUGCGCGCCUUUUCCUUAUCACUCUGCUGUUUCAGAGUUUCGAUUUCGGUUCGUGGACUCGACAAGGUAAUCCUCCGCUUUCAGAGUUUCUUUUGGGAUGCAACUACAGUAAUUAGUUAGGUUAUCCCAAUCUGCAUCUGUUAGCUAUUUGAGACACCCUUUUCUUGCUUCGACUUUGUAUAGUAACCCGCAAGAUGAAGCGGACGUGCGACUCCAGCACCGACAGACUUACCGACCUUCCUGUCGAAGUGAUACAGCGCAUUCUGGUGUUCUUACCCAUUAAAGAUGCCGCCAAAACUAGUGUGUUGUCAAGGAAAUGGAGGCAUCAGUGGAGGAGUAUUCCUCAACUUGUCUUUGAUGAUGGUUUUGCUCGAAUAUCUCGGGUGUCUGAAUCUGAAUCCAAGGUGAGGAACAAGUUCACAAUGCUGAACCUCUACAGGGCCCUGCUUGUUCAUGAUGGGCCAAUAACAAAAUUUGUGCUUUCAAUCCCUGGAUUGACCCCCUGUGAUGAGAUUGACGGUGUUGUUCUUUACCUUUCUAAUAAAGGUCUCCAAGACCUUACCCUUGAGUUUUACGGUCCUGGGUAUAACGCAGACGGUUAUCAGCUGCAUUCUUCCUUGUUUUCUGCUAUUCACCUGAAAUGCCUGACACUUCAGUCUUGUGAAGUCACACAACCAUCUUGGUUCAUUGGCUUUAGCAAGCUUACCGAUCUUCGAUUAGAACAAGUUACUUUGCCCUGUGAUUUCUUCACGAAUUUCCUCACUAUGUGCCCGGCGCUUGAAUCGUUGAGGGUUACAGAUUGUGGCGGUUAUGCUGCUGAGCUUGAAAUUGUCGCUCCAUUUCUCAAAUCCUUCCACUUGAACGGGUCUCUCAAGGAUAUCAGUUUCAAGUGUACACCGCGUCUGUUAAGUCUCACGCUUGAUGUGUACGAGACCGACAUGCAUGAAAUGGUAGCCUUUUUUGCUUCUAUCACGACACUCCAGCAACUUUGUAUCAGCACUCAAUUUAUGAGAGAACUUGCAGCAGCUAAUAAGAAUGUCCCCACCAGGCUUCCUUCUCCUCUUCACGGGUUAGAAGUCCUUGAAAUAAUUGAUGUAGCAUUAGAUAGCUUGGAGCUGAAGCAUGUCUUUCUUUGUUUGAUCACGAGUUCCCCCAACUUGCGCAGGCUCAGAGUUGAGAUUGACUUUGGCCAGCUACUUUAUCUGGCCGGAACUACUGAAUUUAGCAGCAUACGGAAGUUGUUGGAAGCAGAGGACUGCCCUGGAUUUUCCAGUCGCUUUUUCCAACAUCUUAAAGUGUUUAGAAUGGAGGCCAGCUGCGGUACACAAGUUGAGCUAGACCUUGUGCGGUUCAUCCUCGCCACUGCCCCUCUACUUCAGCGGAUUCACAUUACGCCUGCAUGUCAUUUGAGCUUUGAAACUCGAUUGAAAUUCACGGUGGAGGCAAUGAGAUAUAAGCGCGUCUCGAAAGAAGCACAGCUUAUAUAUGACAUGGAUUUUGAUCAGUGACGCUUUCAGCUUUGGAGCAACUUCUGCCCUUCAGAAUUCAUAUGGUUGUGUUCUUUUUCUUAUUCACCUGCAUGAAUGCAGUGUUGGUCGUCAAAUUUGAGGAUGUGUAUGUUCUAGCUGCAUAUUGUGAUACCUACUUUCUUGAUCAGCAAGAAAUGUCAAAUCCAACUAACUAGUUAUCUGAUUACAUCCGAAAAUAGAGAUCGCAGCAGAUAGAAAGAAAGGAAAUCAAGAGUA